GGAGGUGCUUGCGUCUUUGCAUCCUUGAGUUUUGUACAAAACAAACCGCAACAGCAAGAGGUCAACAGACACUCCACAAGCAAUGAGCAGUUUAGUUUAGGUGUCCGAGAGCAUCGUGUACAGAAAUCUCGAUGAGGUGAUGCAUAUCAAACUCAUCACAAUUCAAUGAGUGCCGAUUUAAGAUACAUCAAACAAUAAUAGUUUGAUACAUACAAGAAAAUUAUUAAUACAUUUUUUCUGUUAAAACUUAACGUCGAAUUAAAAGUAUUUCAAUAAAUAGUAUACAUGUGUAAUUUUUCAUCUACGGCAUACGUUAAAGUACAGCUCAAGUUUUGAUUAUUCAAAAUAAAUUUAAUUGUAAAAAAUGACAAACGUACAAAUGAUUUUCUUAGAGUAAUGAAGAUUACAUUUACUGUCAUACUUUUGUUCUUCGCUGCAAUGUCGGCGAAUUGCAGUGGGACGUUGAUUAUAGUUGACAAAUUACGAAAAAAAGCAUUGGAAAUAACACUCAAAACUCCAAUUUGCCGCAUUUAUAAUAACAGGAAUGAAAUAAAAGUGCUUUUGAAAACAAAUCCUCUAUUCGUUUAUGAAUCAAUGUAUGUUGAAUCAGUAGAGUUGUUCUAUAAAAUAUGCAAAGGUACACAACGAGGUCCGUGUCAAAAUAUUGAGUUCAUAUACCCAGGAACGAAAUGGUGUGGACCCGGUAAUAUUGCCAAAAAUUAUUCAGACCUGGGAGUUUAUCAUAAAGAAGAUAUUUGUUGUCGAGAACAUGAUCAUUGUACCAGAACAUUAGAAACUGGUCAGUGUUAUUUUAAUCUUUGUAACACUUCUCCUUAUACUAGAUCUCACUGUGAAUGUGAUGGAAAGUUUCAACAAUGUUUAAACAAAGUCAACACAUCUACUUCUCAUACAUUGGGUGUCAUAUUUUUUAAUAUAGUAAAAGUUAUGUGCUUUAAAGAAGAGUGUCUUUUUGGGGGAUGUAUCCAAAAAUUUGAAAUAAUACCAAAUUACCAUCAACAAGGCAGAAGUAUGGAUAUCCUAACCACUGAUUAUCUAUUCAAUAUUUUUACAAAAAUUGUUAUGGAUUUUAUGCGUUAUGCAUUAAAAUGAAUGUAUUUAAUUUUUAAACUAUUUACUACAAUGACUAUUUUAUUUAUUUUAAUAUUUAAUAAAUUGUAUAAUAUGUUAACUGUUAAACAUAAUCAUAUUUAUUUGAAUACUUAUUAAGUACUUAUACUGUUAGUUUGUACUAUGCAAAUAAAAACAAAAUAUUCUAUCAA
Acyrthosiphon pisum (pea aphid) is the source of this 1280-nucleotide messenger RNA. RefSeq lists its product as uncharacterized. Gene Ontology annotation, molecular function: A2-type glycerophospholipase activity. The record is from RefSeq and is a predicted model, not a curated record. Lineage: Eukaryota; Metazoa; Arthropoda; Insecta; Hemiptera; Aphididae. Bases 397 to 1110 code for a protein of 237 amino acids. Gene Ontology annotation, biological process: phospholipid metabolic process; arachidonate secretion. The transcript is spliced from 6 exons.